This is a messenger RNA of Schistosoma turkestanicum, 1266 nucleotides long. The record is from the annotation of a GenBank genome assembly. NCBI's taxonomy places the organism in Eukaryota, Metazoa, Platyhelminthes, Trematoda, Strigeidida, Schistosomatidae.
AUGAAGAAGAGAUCAAGUGCAGAAUACAGUGCUGUUCUAUCCGAUGCUACUGGAGAUCUGGGUUGUUUUGGAUUUAUCCUAUUGGGUUUGUCUUAUCUAUUGGUGAUUGUCACAUUUCCAUUAUCGUUAUGUUUUACUACUAGAGUUAUUGCAGAAUAUGAAAGAGCUGUAAUUUUUCGUUUGGGUCGUAUACUUCCUGGUGGUGCAAAAGGUCCUGGGUUAUUUUUUGUUGUACCAUGCAUGGAUCGUAUGCGUAAAGUGGAUUUAAGAACAGUGACAUUUGAUGUACCACCACAAGAAGUACUUACACGUGAUUCGGUCACAGUCGCUGUUGAUGCGGUCGUCUAUUAUCGUAUCUAUAAUCCAGUUGUAGCUAUAACUAAUGUUGAAGAUGCUGAUCGAUCGACACGUUUACUUGCUGCAACUACAUUAAGAAAUGUUUUAGGUACAAAAAAUUUAUCUGAAAUUUUAUCUGAACGUGAUACUAUCUCUGGUAUGAUGCAAACGAUGUUAGAUGAAGCUACAGAUCCUUGGGGUGUAAAAGUGGAACGUGUUGAAGUUAAAGAUGUACGUCUUCCUGUUCAAUUGCAACGUGCUAUGGCAGCUGAAGCAGAGGCAGCUAGAGAAGCUCGAGCUAAAGUGAUUGCUGCUGAAGGUGAAUGGAAAGCAUCACGUGCAUUGAAAGAAGCUGCCGAUGUGAUCACUCAAUCACCAUUUGCUGUACAAUUACGAUAUUUGCAGACAUUAAGUACUAUAUCAGCUGAAAAAAAUUCUACAAUCAUUUUUCCAUUACCAGUGGAUUUAGUGACACAUUUUAUGCAUACACCGAAAAAUAAUAAUAAUAAUAAUAAUAACAAAAGUAAUAAUAAUCCUACUACUACUAAUACUACUAACAAUCCUAUUAUAAGUAGUGAUCAAAAACCAAAAAUUACACCACCACCUCGUCUAACUGCUGGAACUACACCGUCUGGUUCAAGUGGCAUCCCAUUAGUACCAUCGUUGAGUGAGCUGUCCUCGUCGAUUAUGAAAGAUCAGUCGAUUAUUGAUGGGAACAACAAUAACCAGUUCAACGUUUAAACAAACCAAUCAAUUUAAACAAUUGGUAUUCCUCAUGUGAUUACAAUUAUUUUCAUUCUAUUGUGAGCGAAUGGUAUGGAUCAAUUACAUGUCCAUUUUCAUUGUAUACAAUGAUAUAUAUACAUAUAUACAUAUAUACAUAUAUGUAAUUCUAUUUACAGACAAAUUCAAUCAUUGACAAGGAGUCUG